Messenger RNA from Humulus lupulus (European hop), 1133 nucleotides. Its product is annotated as protein N-terminal and lysine N-methyltransferase efm7. The record is from RefSeq and is a predicted model, not a curated record. Lineage: Eukaryota; Viridiplantae; Streptophyta; Magnoliopsida; Rosales; Cannabaceae. The coding region runs from base 69 to 827 and encodes 252 amino acids. The transcript has 7 exons.
AUAACAUAAAGCAAAUUGCACUAUAACAAGGCCAUUUUGCUAAGGUCCCCUAUCAAAAAAUAGGGAUUAUGGACAUAGCUCUCUUUUCACCAUCUUCCCUUUUCUCUGAGGAAGACGAUGUUUCAUCUAAUGGUGAAGAAAAGGAGGAAACCCAGCAAAGCUUUGUGGAGAGGAAACACGAGUUUCCUGGAAUGGAGUUGACCAUCAGAGAAUUUUCAUUUCACCAACUGAAUGCUAAUCUUCUCUGGCCUGGCACAUUUGCCUUUGUGGAAUGGCUAGUUGAACACCGAUCAUGGAUAGAAGGGCGGCGUUGCUUGGAACUUGGCAGUGGCACUGGUGCUUUGGCAAUCUUUCUUCGAAAAUUGUUUCAUCUUGAAAUCACAACUUCAGAUUAUGCUGAUCAGGAAAUUGAAGAUAAUAUAGCUCAUAACUGCAGGGAAAAUGGAAUAACACCUGCUCUUCCUCAUGUUAAACAUACAUGGGGUGACAGUUUUCCAAUUGCCGAGCCCGACUGGGACCUUGUCAUUGCUAGCGAUAUCUUAUUGUAUGUAAAACAGUAUCCAAAUUUGAUAAAAACUCUCUCCUUUCUCCUCAAAUCGUAUAAGUCAAAAGAUGAUGGAGCGGUUCCUCAAACAAAGAAAGAGGAGACUGCAAUGUGCAUAGGAUUGCCUAAGCCGGCAUUUCUAAUGAGUUGGAGGCGCAGAAUUGGAAAGGAGGACGAGUCACUCUUCUUCAGUGGUUGUGAGGAUGCUGGUCUUGAUGUGAAGCAUAUGGGAUCACGAGUCUAUUGCAUCAAGCUUAGAGAAACAACAAAAAAUAACAUAUAAGCAGUAGAGUUUCUUCAGAAGGGCACUUGAGUUGAAUGCCGGUCAGUCAUAUUCAUCGACAAUUUGGACUGGGAGAGUUAUAGAAGAAGUAAGUUGAGCUUUUAAGUAGAAUCUAAGCAAGCAUUUGUUGCAGUCUGUUUCCUGCAGAAUGUCAAAGCUGCUUUACAAGGUUUAUGUAAGUUUUGUAUUGAUAUCAUCCAAUCAAUAGUUAAGAACAAUGGUAUCACCUUUUUGGUUUUGAACUAAUCAUGUCUUAAAUUGGUUUUCAACUAAGCAAAAAAGAAAAAAAAAUUGGGUUUUUUUUCA